Molecule: messenger RNA, 242 nt
Organism: Saprolegnia parasitica CBS 223.65
Lineage: Eukaryota; Oomycota; Saprolegniomycetes; Saprolegniales; Saprolegniaceae
Exons: 1
Coding region: 27-242 (71 amino acids)
Source: RefSeq, a predicted model, not a curated record
GCUACGUGCUGCAGUAUUUACUCAUCAUGCUCGCAGUGACCAUUGCGCUCUUGGUGGUGGUGCAAUAUCGCAAGCGCCGUGCGCGCGCCGAUGCCAACGACGACCCGGAGAUGCUUCGCGCCACGUGCACGAGCUCCGUUUUGUACGAACACGACCCGCUCCAGCUCGUGACGCCAUGGCUGCCGCAUGACAAAGACGCUUGCGACGCCGACGGCCGGUCGCACGAUGGGUCGCGCGUGUGA